Molecule: messenger RNA, 1992 nt
Organism: Macrobrachium nipponense
Lineage: Eukaryota; Metazoa; Arthropoda; Malacostraca; Decapoda; Palaemonidae
Product: E3 ubiquitin-protein ligase HERC2-like
Exons: 12
Coding region: 1-1992 (663 amino acids)
Source: RefSeq, a predicted model, not a curated record
AUGGCAUCUGUCUGCCACUCACCUGGCAGGAGUAAGGAAUGUGAUAGCAGACGCCCUGUCAGGUACUUAGUUGCUCUGAAGAGAGCAAGACCUCCAGAAACAAAAUCGGGGGAGAGCGUAGGGAAGAAAAAAGUUCAGACGUCUGGUGUGUGGGGAGAUGGACGUAUAGGGAGAGGAGGUGGAUCUGAAAGGGCUACCUUAGGCUUGGCAAGAGUAGGGUCAAGGGCUGCCCUCAAUUUUGCAUUUGCAUUUCUUAGAAGAGCGUGGAGGUCUGGUGAAGAUGCAGACUUGUGUACAGAACUACUUCAGGAAUCCUUAGAGGCCCUGGAAACACUCCCAGAAGCUACCUUGUUUGAUGAAUCUACCGUGUCAUCAGUAUGGCUUGAUGUUGUGGAAAGAUCGCAGAAAUUCCUUACAACUGUUGUUCUUAGCCAAGUUCCUGGAGGUACUGGUAGCAGUAGUGUUACAAAAGUUCCCUUAGGUGAUAGACAUAUGGCGCUAUCUCUUCUGCUUCACUUGGCAUUACAGCGUGCCACUCUUUCAACAUUACUCACUAUAAUAACCUUACUGCUGCAGCUGUGGGAUUCUGGACGCAAUCAGGUUGAUAACAGAGUUAGUAGCCAUGGGACCAGUGCACCAUUGUUACCUGUGCUGCAUAGAUUCGGAGCCAUCCCUCUCCUCAAGUCUCCUCCGUCACCAGUUUGGGAUGAAAAUACUCCCAUGGAGGUCAAUCCAACCGAGUGCUUGCUUCGAUAUUUAGAACUCCCAGAGGAUGAAGAUAUAAGCGUAGAUUUAGAACAAGCAGCUGUGAUUUUACUCUGUCACCUCGAUCGUUUAGCAGCCCCUCAUACGCCACCACUCCAUUCUCCUCAUGGUCGACCUACUCAAGGGCAGGAGGUAUUAUCAUGGGGAUGGCUGGCUUGGUCGGCAGCUUCUAGUCCAUCUAGACCUCUCAAUUACUGUGACUCCCUGGCAGAACUGGGAAUAAAAUCCAUCGCUUGCGCUGAGCGAUGUUUGCUCAUCCUUACUCAGAAGGGUUCUCUGUACAGCUUGUAUUAUAAUUCAGAGACCCAGUGUCCACAGCCUGUUCUUGGCCAGCCUGAAGAAGAAAUUGUUAAAAUUGCCACUCAUCCUGAGGGGAAGCAUUAUUUGGCUCUCACAGCUAAUGGCCAGGUAUAUUCCUGGGGUAACGGUGACGGUGGACGUCUAGGUCAUGGAGACAGUAGCUCUCGAGAGGAGCCCACGUUAAUUCAAGAACUACAAGGAAAAACAGUUGCAAGCAUUGCAUGUGGUUCAACUUACAGUGCAGCUAUAACAACCCAGGGUGAACUGUAUACUUGGGGAAGAGGGAAUUAUGGGAGACUUGGGCAUGGCUCCUCAGAUGACCACAGCACUCCAACACUAGUGUCAGCUCUGAAAGGUGAACGUGUCCUUGAUGUUGCCUGUGGAAGUGGUGAUGCACAAACUUUGGCUGUGACAGAUUCUGGAUCUGUGUAUUCAUGGGGUGACGGUGACUAUGGAAAACUAGGUCGAGGGGGUUCAGAUGGCUCCAAAGUACCAAAAUUAAUUGAUAAGCUUCAGGGCCAAGAAAUAUGUAGAGUCUUUUGUGGGGCUCAGUUUUCUUUAGCUCUUAGCAAAUCUGGCGCUCUGUUCACCUGGGGUAAGGGAGACAACCACCGAUUAGGGCACAAUUGUGAAGAACAUGUUCGGUACCCAAGACAGGUCAAAACUUUAGCAGGUAAAAAGGUAGUGGAAGUAGGUGUUGGCUGCAUGCAUGUGGUCAUAUUAACAGAGGAUGGAGAAGUGUAUGUUUGGGGCCGUAAUGAUCAAGCUCAGUUGGGAGACUCCCCUCACGCAGCUGUGCCAGAACCAUCCCUUCUCUCUGCUCUUCAAGGCAAAAGUAUUAUUGGCAUUGCUUGUGGCCCAUCACAGACAUUUGCAUGGAGCACCAAGAUGUCUGGUCUGUGUCCAACGAAUGCCUUAUGUUGUUGA